CCGACGGACGAGCGCGACGAACGUGCUCCCGCGUUCCUUAGCUCUCCAACCUGCCAACUAACCUAACUACUCGUCUACUCUACGUUUCGGACACAACUACACUCUACCUCGCCGUAUCACCGCGGGUGGCCCUCUCCGCUUCACUUAUAAGGUGCUAACCGGAAACCGGAAGUAAGACAAGAUGGCGGCGUUCGUGGCCAAGCAAAUGGUGGGCAAUAAGCUCAGCGCAGUUAAAGGCGCAGUCGGUGGUGAUGGAGACGACAGUGAUGAUAAGGAAAAGGAAGAAGAAGCAGAACGCGAGAGACAGGAGGCGAUCCGCGAGGCAGAAGAGAGACGCAAAGAGAAACACCGCAAGAUGGAGGAGGAGAGAGAGAAGAUGAGGCAGGAGAUUAGGGAUAAGUACAAAAUCCCCAAGAAGGAGGAGGUGGUGGAACAACAGCAAGCCGAGCCUGACAACCCUCUGAUGAGGAAGAAGAAGACGCCCGAGGAACUGGCGGCCGAAGCGGAGCUGGAAGACCAGGACGAGUUCACCAAAUUGAAAAACACCAUCGAAACGCAAGUGAACGAACUGAAAUCCCAGAUCGAGAGCAAGUGUGUCAUGCAGUGAGAGCCCCCGAACUAAUUUACAUCCGAAUACAUGAUGUAGCUGUAAGAUCAUCAGUACCCAUCAAUUCAGGACACGACGCACCCGGAAUCAUCAUUCACGCUCAAAACAAGCCGAUGAUGUCACGACUGGCCAAAUAUUUGUAUCAUUGGACCGAAUGUUCGCAUCAAUUUCGUUAGACACUUGUUUUGGAGUAAAUUUGUGUUUUAAAACAGAAACGUUUAGAUCUCGGCGUAAUUUCAAAUUUGUGUCGAAUUUAACAUCGUUUUUGGAAUUUUGCGACGCCUUUACAGGGCAGAAAUCUAGGAAUUUUCAAGCUUUCUAAUCACGUUUGAAUUUGAGAGAAAUUUCUGUUGGCAGAAUCCAGAUUGAACAAAUACUUGGCCGAAGUGACUUCGUCGUUAAGUAGGAUACCCCGAUUCUAAAUUUUGUGGAAGGUAGAUGGCUAGGCGCGCCUUGGUGCUUGAUAAUGAGCAAUAAUAUUUUUAUACAUUCAUAAAUUGAGAGCAGCCCUAAACGUUUUAACGUGAGGUCAAAAAGUCAACGCCGCACUCGAACCCAUUUUAUAUGUUGAUGUGAUAUAUUGUUAUUUAAGUGUAAAGAGGAAUUAUAUAAAUACCGUGUUUAAAGGGGGAAGUAAUAUAAGGUUGGCACGCGUGUAUCUAUCUCUUACGCUACUAUCUCUUCGGCUGAUUAUACUUACAUUAAAAUAACAAUGUAUUGGAAUUUGUUUUCAUCCAAAUUCCGCGUAGUGUUUACCGCAAAUUUUCAAUCUUCCUACUCGACUUUUGCCUCUAAAUCUUUUGCAUGCGUGCUUAUGCCGGUGUAAUUAAUCGUGUCAGUGUAUUUUGUUUAGGUGUAUAUACCUGUAAUCGACCUAGCCUUAAAAACCACAUCGAAAAUAAAAUAGGUACAAUUGUUGAACCUGUCCAGUCUCUAUUCUUGGGCUGGCAUUAUCUUGCAUGUCUUUAUAUUAUAAGAUCAAUGUUGGUUUAGAUUAAUGUAAAGAAUUUAGACGUACACUUCGCGUUGUUUUACUGUUGCAGUAGCGUAGGGACGCCGUUGAUCUAAUGUUUUAUCUCAGAAACUUUUAGUCUAUGGAAAUGCACUGGAUAUUAAAUUUUGACAUUUUAUGAAAUUCGUCAGUGUUGGUGUUGAUGAUAAUUUAACUACUGAGUACAUUACAGGAAGAUCAGAAACGAUACAAGAAGGCAUAAAUGCAAUUUUUUUUAAAGGUGUCAUCUCCAUAGGAUAUAAGCUUCUUUGUUUAUCGGUGUUUAACGCUUAGGAAGUAAUUUACACACGUGAGAGUGAAUUUUUCGAGCGAUUGUCGUUACUUGGACGCGAUGGGACGGCUUACAAGCCUUGCAAAGUGGACUAACGUUGAAAUUCUCUAAACGUUUUCGAUCAACAUUAUUUUAUAAGAGUUUACCCUUCUUAGGUUAGGUUACGAUUUGAAAUCUAAAAUAUUUCCAAUCUUUUCAAGUAAUAUUUCUCUCCACGUUUGUCCAACUUGCCGGCUAAAGAUUGAAGGGGUAUUUGGGUACCUACGUCAUGGUUAUUGUACAGUACAAAAUGAUGUACUACAGUUUGAUCAGAGCGAGUUGUUCGAAAUAUUUCCUCCACUUAAGCUGCAAAUGCAAAAGAUUUGUCAUCGUCAAAAGCUGUGAUAUAUAAUAAUAACGCUGUACGCCGGAGCGAUCUCGAUUCGCUCCCAUCGUUAGCUUUUUGAACUUCAAAUUUGAUCUUCUAUCGUCUAUUCGUCGGAUCUCUCGCUCUUUCCUCUUCGUAGGCUCAAGCUCUCAAACACGAAUCAGCACAUCAUGUAUUUCUAACUACUCAUUCAUUGUUUUGAUCAAUAUCAUCGGUUUGAUGCAGCAUAUCGCUUGCUAACUAUAUAUUAUCAUUUACACCGGUAAUUAUUGUUGCGUUUACUUUAAUUGAUGUUGUCAAUUAUCCCUAUCCUCACAGAUCGUAUAUAACUUUUCAAUAUACACACAUAUGUAAAUACAAAUCAAUAAUUUCUGAUUGUUUACUGAGAUGCUAUUUUCUGAUAUAUAAGAUUCUAAAUAUUUUCUCGCACUGUACCGCACAUCGAUCUAUUUUCAUAGCUUCUUUCAAUAGUACCUUAUUUUGAGCACGCAUAGCUAUUAUAGUCUACUAUAUCUGUAUAUUUAAAUAUAUAUGAAAUGGAUUAUGUAAUAAAGCAGAGAUGGGCAUCGCUUUGUCAAAGCACAGGACCCGUCCGUUACCAUGAUCAGAAUUCACAAUCUUAAUAUUUUAAGGUAUAACUUUAAAUUUUCACAGUGUAUGUGUGGUUAGUCUAGGUUUAUCAUAUAUUACAAAAAUAGUUCUAUGUAUGUGCAUGGCAAUUCUAGCUAACGGUUGUUCGUAGUUGACUAAACAAUAAUAGGAUAAGACUCAUCCCCGUCGGUUGCAAUGAAUUUUGACACGACCAAGUACCGUAUCAUCAUCACACUUUCAUCUUUCUCCUUGUACUAGUUAUGUGUUAGCUACUUCUAUAUCGACGCUACCUAUAUCCCUUGUCUAACUUCUAUCUUGUCUAGCUAUAACCUUAGCCUGUCCUUCGUUGUUGACUCUACUUUACCUAGACAUAGAUUAGUAAAUUAUUUUGGUACGUAGUGAGGUCUAGUUACGAUUAAAUCAUUGGAUUAAAACCGCUAACUGUCACUAAAUUAAAAUGUACGUAACGUUGUUGAAAUUGUUUGCAUGAACAAAGUGUUAACUUUAAGCUCUUUGGAAGUGUUUUCAGUGUCGUUUUCUCAUUCGUCCGUUAUGUUUUGAGGUGCAAAUAGAAGCUUCAGUAAAGCUAUAAUGUCUAUGUAAGCUUUCGGUGUUCAGUGUAUAGUGAAUAUUUAAUUAGAUUAACGUUGCUUAACGUGACUCGUGAAGGAAUUUGGGUGAUACCAAAUGAUUGUAAGGUUAUUUUGAAUUGUAUAACUUCAGGUUCGGUCCGAUGUUUAGAACUGACGAUGAAGUUCGAAACAUUGAACUAUUCAGUGCUGUGUGGAAUGUUACUAAAUUUCCGAAUACCAAACCAUCUCUACAGGCUAACACGAUGAUCUCAAGCGAUAGGUUUCAAAUUCACCUUUAAAUAAAUACAUUAUGGUUACUAAUGCACACAACAUCUUCUGAUAUAUUUCUUUUUAAAAUAUAGUGAAUUUAUAAAGAGGUUUAUACAAGGUAGAUGUGUAGCUUAGACAUAAAAUGUACGUUAUUUAUGAGAAUUUCUUUUUUGGAAAAUCACCCGUAGAAUAAUUUUAAGGAAAUUAAAAAAAAAGUGAAUUGUGACCAAUUUUAGAUUUUUUCCUCGAACAAAAUCAGUUUGAUCUUAUGACUCUCAUACUCAGGGUAAAUAUAUAUAUACUUGCUGUGACUAUUAUUGUUGUCUAUUUAUAAUAUAUUCAGUUAGAUUAUUUAGGAUGAAUGUAUGACUUUUUGGCCUUCAAUGGCUUCACAUCUUCUAAAGUGAGAUAUUUCCCUUGAAUUUAUUCACGUUCCUCAACCCUCGAAAGUAGGAGGUUUUGAAUUUUCACUGUUAUUAUUCCUUAGAGGAGUUAGACUUUACAAUUUAAUACAUACCUUGUUAAACAAUUUAUUAUUAAUUAGCAUAUGAUAGUUGCACUAGGUUUUAAAGUUAGGGAAUGGUUUGUUUUAAAUAUAUACGACGUUUCUGAUAUUAAAUCUGCUGAUCAAAAAAUUUUCAAUCAAUUAUUAUUGUUCUUGAAUCUAAAGCAGUAGAUAUACUAUAUAAAAUGUCGUAUGUAUCUAAAAUUUGAAUUGAGGCUUUAAAUAAUUUGACAGUUCACAAAACAACACCGUUUAAACAUAUUAGGGACAAGCCAAACAGAAGAUCGCGAAUUAGGAAAAGACGAUUAGAGACAACGACACGUAUACACAAACAUAAGAGCUUCUAACACUCUAAACUCAGUAUUACUUUAACCAUCUUGGCAAAUAACAGUAAGACUAAUAAAGAACUGAUAAUAAGUGCCACGAACGACGUAAGCGCUUCGAAUUUUUUGAUAAGAGACUCAUUGUUAUUUGCAAAAGAUUUCAACUUUGAUUUUAAUGUGAUCUCUUGAGACCACGUAUGUGUUAUGGAAGUACAGACAAGAAAACAAGUCGACGCACCAGCCUACUGCCUGUUUCUGAAAUCUGCCAAUUUUUGUGAAAUAUUUCCGUUGCGUUACUUAUUUCCUUAUCUGUACUUAUUGUUUGUUCAAUUGUUUAUGGACACUUAGCGCGUCAGCUUUUAAUAUUAGUGACAUAUAGUGUUAAAAUUGCAAAUUUACUGAAAUUGGAGUAAAUAUUAAAAAAAAAAUGUGUAAGACGAAAUAAAUUUGAAAAUGAAAUUUGAAACCCAUUAACUCUUAUAUGAACGAGGUUCAUAUGUAUGUUGUAUUGUUAUUAUAAAGAAAGGUUAGUAGAUUUAUCCAAGAUUACAUUAACUUAGAAUUAUGAAUGAAAAACGAAAAAAAGAGGUUAUUGUUGAAAAUGUUUUUAGGUAUUUAAAUCGGAUUGAGCUUCUGUGAAACCUGUUGUUGAUGAUAUGUUAGGUUUCGUUCGCUAUUUCUGGCCGAAUGAUACUGCCAAACGAUGCACUUGGAUCAUUGUCAUCAUUAAACUUAUGCUUACUAAACUGACGUUUAAAUUCAAAAGAAUAAAACAUAAUAUCUUUAAAGACUAGGUACUCUAACCCGUAUUAACUUAAACAGUCUGACUGAAGCUUCAAAAUUCUUUGAAGUCAUAAAUAUCAGUAAACGCAAAGAUACGUCAAGUUUUUAACCUAUGAAGAAUAAAUUGUCUGUCUUACCUAUAGUGUCUAAUCCACUCAAAGGCCAGUUGCGAAAAGAUCAUGGUACAGAUUUAAGAAGCCAAUAAAAUAUAUUUGAACAGAAAAUCUCUCCUUAUUGAAGUCGGAUAAACAUCACCUUAAAGUGAAAAUGAGAUAUAUAAUAAACAUGCGCAAGAUUCAAUCAAAGAAAAUAAUCAAUUGCGUAAUCGUAUUGUUAAUACAGUACCAGAUACAAAGGAAAAUCACAACAAAGCAGAAUUUAAUGAUGACAAAUCAUCUAUAUAAAUCGUUAUUGAAAUAUAUUUGUUUAACAGCCUUCUCGUCACUUCGGUAGUAACUAUAGAUGCUUCUUUCGCUCGUUUAUCUAUUGUUGCGAAUUGUUACUUUACGAGUCCCUAUUAGUUAUAAAUUUUAGAGGUAGCCAUUGUCACAUGAGCAACGCUGUGAUUGUGAAAAUGGUGUAUCUACCAAGUUGUUAAAUAAUAAAUAAACUACAUUGUACCACC
Amyelois transitella is the source of this 5926-nucleotide messenger RNA. It is a transcript of the gene cpx, whose product is annotated as complexin. The record is from RefSeq and is a predicted model, not a curated record. Lineage: Eukaryota; Metazoa; Arthropoda; Insecta; Lepidoptera; Pyralidae. Bases 182 to 607 code for a protein of 141 amino acids. The transcript is spliced from 6 exons. Gene Ontology annotation, biological process: regulation of neurotransmitter secretion; synaptic vesicle exocytosis; neurotransmitter transport. Gene Ontology annotation, molecular function: syntaxin binding. Gene Ontology annotation, cellular component: SNARE complex; terminal bouton.